Messenger RNA from Mugil cephalus (flathead mullet), 3251 nucleotides. It is a transcript of the gene smarcc1b, whose product is annotated as SWI/SNF related, matrix associated, actin dependent regulator of chromatin, subfamily c, member 1b. Bases 81 to 2939 code for a protein of 952 amino acids. Gene Ontology annotation, molecular function: histone binding; nucleosomal DNA binding. Lineage: Eukaryota; Metazoa; Chordata; Actinopteri; Mugiliformes; Mugilidae. Gene Ontology annotation, biological process: positive regulation of DNA-templated transcription. Gene Ontology annotation, cellular component: nBAF complex; npBAF complex; SWI/SNF complex. The transcript is spliced from 28 exons. The record is from RefSeq and is a predicted model, not a curated record.
CGAGAUACAGCGAGAACGAGAACGCUAGCGACCGCGCUAGCCAGUUUUGUUCCCCCGUUUGAGAUUAAUCUCGUUCUAUUAUGGCUACAAUGUCCGGAGGAACAAACCUCGGGAUUCUCGGGACAAGCCAGGCCAGCUCCGGAACAUUCGCACACCGAAAAAAAGAUAGCAGUCCGUCCGCUAGGUUCUGGGAGAGUCCGGAUACUUUAGCCCAACUGGAGGUGGUGCGACAGUGGUUGGGGAAGCACCACAAAAAGCAUGUAUUGGUGGAUGCCCCGUCUUGUCAAACUCUGGCUGCAGUCACCUUACAGCUCCUCCAUUUCCAAGAGGAUGCCUUUGGUCGACAGGCUACCAGUCCUGCACUCACCAAGCUGCCAGCUCAGUGCUUCCUGGACUUGCGGUCGGGGGGUGGACUCUGCCACAUUCUCGGCACCGCUUACAAGUUCAAGGCUGAGCAGGGCUGGCGAAGGUUUGACUUGCAGAAUCCGUCGAGAACUGAGAGGAAUGUGGAGAUGUUUGAAAUGAUUGAAAAAGCACUUCUCCAGAACAGCUGCAUGUCCCUUCCUGUGGUAUAUCUGGACCCUACACUGGACCCAGAGCUGACUAGCAGACUGGCUGGGAUCAUCAUCAAACACCAGGGCACCCUCACGGAGGACGCCACGCUUGCCAGUCAUCACGUCUGCGCCUCACCUGCUUCUCCGGAGGAAGAUGAGUGGAUGCGUCCGGUGAUGCGGAAAGACACAGAUGUCUUGGUGCAUUGGGGCAUGCACCCUGACAGUUAUGACAGUUGGCUGUCCUCGAGUGAUGUUGAAGGAGAAGUCGAAGAGCCCCCACAGCUAGAAAGGCCACUAAGGGUCCACGCUGGUUGGGUUCUGGACACGGAUGUCUUUAAUGAGUGGAUGAAUGAGGAAGACUACUACGUAAAUGAGAGGAACCUGCCGGUCUCCUACCGUCAGCGCAUUCACCUUCAAGACAACCAGGACUCAAAAUCCAACACAUCAAAAAAGAGAAGACGAUCCCCCUCUCCUCCCUCCACUGAAGGCAGGAAGAAAGGAAAGAAGGGGAGGAGGCGCGGACAACAGGAAGAAGAGCCGGAAGAGGACCUGACCAAAGACAUGGAAGACCCGACUCCCGUGCCCAACAUGGAGGAGGUCGUUCUACCCAAGAAUGUGAAUCUGAAGAAAGACAGUGAGAACACUCCAGUGAAAGGAGGAACUAUGGCUGACCUGGAUGAGCAAGAGGAUGAUUUUCCAGGAAGGGAAGAUGAGGAUGGAAGAGCAGAGAUCCCUCGUCUGUCAGAGGGAGAGGACAGCAUCACAGAACAAACUCACCACAUUAUAAUACCGAGCUACACGUCUUGGUUUAAUUACAACAGCAUUCACUCAAUAGAGAAACGUGCGUUGCCUGAAUUCUUCAACGGAAAGAACAAAUCGAAAUCUCCUGAAAUCUACCUGGCAUAUCGCAACUUCAUGAUCGACACGUACCGCCUCAACCCCCAGGAAUACCUCAGCUCAACAUCCUGCAGGCGCAACCUGACUGGAGAUGUUUGCGCUGUCAUGAGGGUUCAUGCGUUUUUGGAGCAGUGGGGUUUGAUCAACUACCAGGUGGACGCGGAGAGCAGACCUCUCCCCAUGGGCCCUCCGCCUACCCCUCAUUUCAACGUACUGGCUGACACGCCAUCUGGGCUGGCACCCCUGCAACACAAGCCCCUACAGGUCUCGGCCUCGCAGCACAUGUUGUAUUUCCCGGAAAAGAGCAGAGAGAAACCGUCGGACUGCCAGAACUUCGGUCUGCGCUCGGACAUCUACGCCAAGAAGCACCCUAAGACUAAAGGAGCGAACGCAGGAAGGGAAUGGACAGAGCAGGAGACGCUGCUGCUAUUAGAGGCCUUAGAGGUUUACAGAGACGACUGGAACAAAGUAUCAGAGCACGUGGGCUCCAGGACACAGGACGAAUGCAUCCUUCACUUCCUCCGUCUGCCGAUCGAGGACCCCUACCUGGAAGACUCUUCGGCUUCUCUGGGCCCUCUGGCGUAUCAGCCCGUGCCUUUCAGCCAAUCGGAGAACCCUGUCAUGAGCACUGUGGCCUUCCUGGCGUCCGUAGUGGAUCCUCGAGUGGCGUCGGCUGCGGCGAAGGCAGCGCUGGAGGAGUUUAGCAGAGUGCAAGAAGAAUCGGCGGAUAAAGGCUCUGAAACGUCCAACCAGCCGCAAAAACCAGAGUCAAUGGAGCCAGAAAAACUGGAGUCAAACUCUAAUCCCCUUCAGGUGCCUUCGAGGGUGGAUGGGGUCAAAGUGGAGACCAGCGGGCCAAAAAUGGAGGCGGAGCUAAUCAAAAGAGAACAUCCUGAAAACAUACUCGCGGAGGACAGAGACGGAGGGGGAGACGACGAGGAGAGCAUGGACCGGCGGGAGGUGGAAGGGGACGAGGGAGGGAGGGUGAUGGAGCUGGAUCUGGUGGACGGUAGCGUUGCCACGGCAGCAGCAUCCGCUCUGUCCUCAGCUGCCACAAAGGCCAAGCAUUUGGCCGCAGUGGAAGAGAGGAAGAUCAAGUCCCUGGUGGCUCUGCUGGUGGAGACACAGAUGAAGAAGUUGGAAAUUAAGCUGAGGCACUUUGAAGAGCUGGAGACCAUCAUGGACCGUGAGAAAGAGGCUUUGGAGCAGCAGCGGCAGCAGCUCUUGUCAGAGAGACAGACUUUCCACACGGAGCAGCUGAAGCAGGCAGAGAUGAAGGUCCGCCAGCAGAGGGAGCAGCAGGGGCAGCCGGGUUACACAAUGCAGCAUUCAGGCCAGUCCUUGCCCAAUCGGAUGAUGCCUGCUGGGGGAAACGCCCAGCCGAUGGCCCCUCGACACCCUGGAGCUCCCAAUGGCAUGUACCCGUCCUCACAGCCUGAUGGAAUAGCACCGGCUCAGACCGGUCCUCCAUCGUCCAGUCACAGCUGAGCCGUCCAAGAAACACGACCCACACAUACACAAACACACACACACGCGCACACACACACACAUGCACCACUUCCAACCAGAACAACGUAGCUCUGGUAAACGUUCUGGAACAGCUGUUUUAAAAUUGAAGUCUGUAGCUCUUCAUUAGUCACAUGUUUUUAGACUGAAAGCUUCACAAGCACAUAAACACAGUCGGUGUGUAUUUGGUCAGCAGCUCAGUCCGUCUUCUAUCUGUGAAAUAUUUGUGCUCUGAUGUCAGAGUUGAGAAAUCGGCAGAUUGAACUCAACUCAUUAAAGUUGCUUUUCUAUGAA